Messenger RNA from Rotaria sp. Silwood1, 969 nucleotides. Lineage: Eukaryota; Metazoa; Rotifera; Eurotatoria; Philodinida; Philodinidae. The record is from the annotation of a GenBank genome assembly.
AUGUCAUUUCUUUUCUACGGUUCCGAUGUACAUUGUGCUCAACCAUAUUUUCCUCCACAAGUUACAUUUACCUCUGAGGAUCGUACAGCAGUGUAUGCAAUUGAUGAAUUCAAUCAACUAGCUCACGUAAUUUAUGGGAAUUUAUCACCUGAACCAUUAAAUCAUUAUUUAAUGAAAAAUACUCCAUUUCCAAUUCCUGACUCACCACAAGCGAAACAUUAUGUUCAUCUAUCUUCGAACUCUAGUUCGCCUGACCAUUGUUAUUAUGAAACAGCUUGGAAAUAUGGUUCACGGUUCUCUACCUGGUUUUCUCUACAUUGGUAUCAUAAUCGUGCUUCAGUUACAAUUGGUAAUUUUGUUAAUUUUAAUUCUAAGAUGAUACAUUCAACCAAUGAGACUAUCCUAGAAGAUUAUUGGUAUUCAGAAGAAAAAUGCAAAAUUGAUAUUGGAAAAUAUUAUCCAUGUGAAGAAAUUUACUUCACAAAAAAUACUGAUCUACCUCUCAAAACAGUUCGAAUUGGUGUCGAUGAUCAUAGGAAGAUAGCAUCAAUAACAACAAAGUACACGAUCUUGUCAGUGGGAAAGCCAGAUGAAACAUCAUUGAUACCGUAUCCAAAGGAUUGGGCGUACGCGUGCGCUGAUUUUGCAUUAGGACUCUCACGUGAUCCAGAAUCUUCAAUGAUACCUCUGAAUGAAAGUGGCACAGUCAAUAUUUGGUUAAAUACUCCAUCACAUCGAAUCAAUGAGAAUGACACAGUCAUUGUAGAAUGGGAGCGAACGAACUGCGAAUGCAGUGAUUGCAUCAGCUGGACACCGGAACGGUUAGUCUUCAACAUUGAAAACUUUAACCAACCACAAAAGCUGACUAUUACUCGUUUCAAACAAGGCACUGAAUGUAUUGUACCAAUUCUCACUGGUGGUGCAUAUGAUCAACUUUCAUCGCCGCAGUACAGAAUUACUAUCAUGUAG